AUGGCCGAUGAGGAAAUCUCCAAGGCGUUCCGCGAAUUGCAGUUCAAGACGAACGAGACGAGAAUGCGAAUAGCUCAGGGAGAGCAGAACAAGAAGCUGAGCACUCACGUAAGUUAUUGAUUUUUCGCCAGAAAGAAACACAUGUAAUUUCCGCCAAAAUCUGGGAUUUUGGUCAAAAAGCUAUAAAAUAUUGAAUUUUCGCUAUUGAGACCUAGAAAUUAUAUCAAAUCUCCGCAAAAUUGAACUUUUUGCAGAAAAUGCGAGUUUCGCAAAGCACAAAGAAGAAUUUGGUGGAUUUGGACCAGGACCUCAAGUAUUAUCGGUCUGUCGGACGUAUGUUCUUGCUCACUGACAAGGCCGCCGAGAUGCAGAGACAUGACGAUGAGGCCCAGCAGGCAAAGUAAGUAGAAAUUCAAGAUUGGUGGCGAAAAAAUAAAAAAUUCGAUUUUCAGGGACAGAAUCGACGCUAUUGACAAGCAGAAGGAGUAUUUGGAGAAGGGAUUGGCCGAAGCCGAGGCGAAUCUUCGCGAAUUGAUCCAGAGCAGACGCUGA
Caenorhabditis sp. 36 PRJEB53466 is the source of this 552-nucleotide messenger RNA. NCBI's taxonomy places the organism in Eukaryota, Metazoa, Nematoda, Chromadorea, Rhabditida, Rhabditidae. The record is from the annotation of a GenBank genome assembly.